Phascolarctos cinereus (koala) is the source of this 4264-nucleotide messenger RNA. The record is from RefSeq and is a predicted model, not a curated record. Lineage: Eukaryota; Metazoa; Chordata; Mammalia; Diprotodontia; Phascolarctidae.
UUCCAGAAUGAAGGACAAACAACACUUUAUCCUUCCAGAGUAGUACCUAGGAGACUGGUGUGAUUAAUUGAUCAAAGGAGUAAACUUCCUUUCUUUGUUUCUGAGAAGUGAAAACAGUGGAGGCCCACAGACAAUAUCUCAGGGCUAAAUGUAAUUAACUGAGAUGCUAAGGAGAAAGCUGAGAGAGAAGAAAUCACUGAGGUGUGGGUCUUGCGAGAUGAAGGGGGCUAAGAAGGGGAUUUUCCCAUUGUGCUACUCAUUCUGAAAGUGAAAAUUUAUACCUUCUUAGUGUUAAUGGGAAAGGGGAGGAGGUCCCUUAGAAAAUUACUUGGAGCCAGCACCAGUUCAUUUUGAGUCAUUCUUGCUCAGAGCAGAGAUUCCAACUGAAGCUGUGUUCCCCACUGAGAAGCCUCCUGGAAGGACGUUAGAGAUAGGUUUCCUCCUGGGGAGAUGCCUUUUUCUUUGACUUCUAUGAAAAUGGAGAGGUAGUCUAUUUGAGGGACUGAGGAGAGAUUGGCUUUGACAAAGUGCCUGAGGCAUGGUUAUAGUUACAAAUUCCUUGCCCUGCCUAAUCCCCAGUUUCCUGUUUUGUAAAAACAAGGCUUUUCCUUCCUACAAUAUCCUAACUGCCACAGGUUUAUUAAAAAAAAACAGAAAUCAGAGACUGGCAGUUAGUAGGCCGUGAGGUGAGCAGGAUAUCACAGGAGACCAGGUCCACUCAAGGGGAGCAGUGUCUGGAUUUUGAUCCCCUGAUAAUUAAAAGUGGAGUAUCUGGGCUAGCUAGAAUGGGUAUUCACAUUGAAUUCAUUAGGGAGCUCCUGAGCUAGGCUCCGAAAGACAUUGGAGUAAUCCCAUAUUGGUUGUUUUCACUGGGGGGACCUACAAUGCACUCAACAGGCAGCCGACAAGCCAAUACGGAGCACUUAGCAUACACCAAUCUGUGUGCUAAGUGCCAGGGAAUUAGAUGAAGAACCAGUCAAAAAGACUGGGAAGGAGGAGUUAGACCCCUAGAAGGAGACCUGGGAGAAGGCAGCGUUAUGAGGGAGAGUUUAUUUGAUGGGGGAAAAGAGGGGUCUGUUUGUAGGCAGGAGCCAGUAGGUUGGGAAAGGAUAGAGAUUAGAGACAGGGGCAUGCCUGAAUGUACAGUCUGAUGGGCAAGGAUGGAAGGGUUGGGAUGAAUGGUAACUCUCGAGAGGUUUGUCCUGACAGAGAGAAGGGUUACUCUUCCAGAGAGAGAGGUAAGAGAAAACAUCUUCCUGAGGAAGGGGUGGGGAGAUUGAUUUGAAGGAAGAAUAUAGGCAAAGGACUCUUGAUCCAAUGACUCAAUAUCAUCCGGCUCAGAAUGAGGUAGCAUACUAAACUGAGGAAACAGGAGAGGACAUGUUGAAGAUGGCUUGAGGGUGAAAAUGUUUAUGGUAGCUGCCAUGGGGAAUUGGAUUAUGAAUCAAAUACAGAGUUGUGAAAGGAUUAGUAAAUGCUUACAAAUUGAAAGAAAUUUAGAAGUAAUGAUUUUUUUCUCUUUUUACCAUGAUAUUUUCCACAUGAUUUUGUUCAUACAUUGGAAACAGUUGACUAUACUCUAUCCUUAGAAAAUUCAUUCUCUGUUUCUCCCUUUUCACAAUCUAAAUCUUAAGAAAAAAGAAAUAUGUAGUCUUUCUCUUCACCUUACCAAGAUGGCAGCUAUGUUUGAGCACACCCACAGCCAAGUUGUAGAGAGAAAUGAAAACAUGACAGAAGUGAGAGACAAAGAAAAAGAAUUAGAGAAAGAAACUUAAUCAAGCAGCAACAAACAAACAAAUAAAUAAAUAUAGCACAUCUUUCAGCUCCACGGUGGCCAAAGGGGCCACCAUGCUGACAUUGAGGUGACCCAGAGAGUGGUACAAGCAAAGCGGUUCUGAUUGACUUUCCUUUCUUUGGGCUGACUUUGCUACCUGUUUGUCUGAGAAAAAUUUGAGAUUUGGAAGAUGCUCUUGUAUGUCCCAGCCUCCCACUUACUGAAGAGGGCAAUUAAACUAAAGACAACAACAAGGUUGACACAUGGCAAGCAUGACUGCAGCAACGAAUACAGUGAGAGUUGCAGUCACCACAACCACGCUAUGAUGUCUACAGCAAUGGCAAUGCUGGCAGCCAUGGUGGCUAAACUUGCAGAACAAGGAAUGCACACAGGUUCCCUCCAAUUUCACAACCUGGGAGCUACAUUUGAGCUUACCCACAAAAGGUUAUGGAGAAAGGUUAAAAGAAAGAUUUGAAAGUGAGAGAAAAGGAGAAAGAAUUGAAGAAAAAGAAUAAAUCAAGCAGCCGACAAAAAGAUAAUGAAAACGCCAUUCAGGCUCCAUUUUGCUUUCAAGUGUCCCAGAGAGUGGUAGACAUGAAAAGAGUUGUAAUGAAGAAUUGACUGUGCUUCCUUCAUCACUCUAGUUUAUUCAGCAACAAUUUGAAGAUUUGGAAGAUGCCCUUAUAUGUCCUAACCUUUCACCUUCCUACCAGAUUGAUGAAAGUAAAGACAAUACCAAUGUCCAGGAGAUCCUUGGGAGAGAGCAUAUAAAAGGCUGGCACAAGCCCGUGUUCACACCUGAUUCCUGCUCAGAGCAGAGAUUGCAAUUGCAGUGAGAAACCCCCAACAAGAAUAUCACAGUCAAAUUCCAAGAACAAGGAACUCAGUCAAAAGGCCCACCCAAGGACCUAGAAAGCCACAUGUUUCUCCACCUCUAGUUUAGAAGAUUCCAUGAGAUUAAUUGAUCAAAAUUCAUUGUUUCUGAGAGUGAAUAGUUGGAUUUCCCUCAAAAAGUAUCUCAGGGCAAAGGUAACUAGCACUCAUUCUGACAAUGGGGGUUCACACCUUCUAAAUGUGAAGUUGGCAUGGCAAGAGAUCCCUGGGAGAAAGCAUAUAAAAGGCCAGCACCAGUCCAUUUUCAGCAUUCCUGCUCAGAGCAGAGAUUGCAGUUGGAGUUCUGUUCCCCCCACCCCAGAAGCCUCCAGUAAGGACAUCAAAGGACAUUUUGAAUACUUGGAAGAUGCCCUUAUGUGUCCUGACCUCCCUCCUGCCUACCAGACUGAUGACAGUAAAGACAAGAGCAGUGAUGACAGUGAUGGUGACAAUUCUGAUGACAGCACUGAGAAUCAUGACAGUAGCAGUGAUCACAGUGACAAUCACAGCCAUGAUGGUCAUGCCAAUGAUGUCUACAGCAAUGGCUGUGUCAAACUCCACCAACAAGGAAUGCAUACUGUUGGCUCCCACCUUCACAACAUGCAAACUGAGUUAGAACAGAGCUGCACAAAUGCUGUAGAGAGAAGUGGAAGAGCUGUAGAACCGGAAGAGGAAGAGGAAGAAGUGCACAAAGAGAAUGAAGCAAGUCAGCAGACAGAGCAGGAAGCCCCACCUUCAGGCUCCACUUUGGAUGAUGGUGGCACCAUGUCUGCUUCUAGUGACCUAGAGAGCUGUGAAAGUGAAGGGAGUCCUGAUGAAGAAUUAUUGGUGCCUUCUUUGCCCCCCUCAUUUAUCCCAGGACAACUGGGAGAUUUUGAAGAUGACCUUUUGUAUCCCAGGCUCCCACCUGUCUCUCAGAUACCAAGCAAUAGUGAGUCAGAACUUGCCAGAUGGGAGAAGACAGAGCAGCAACCCAGCUUCAGUUCCUCUUGUGAUCUUUGCCUUUGUAGGUUGAUCUGAGGGAGAUUUGGUGCCAUUUCCCAAUGCCAGCAGGAAACCCAAGGCAGCUAAUGUGUAUUCAGACUCUAGAGCCUGCUAGUGACCAGAAGAAAUGCUACAAGGGGGUUGAUGGUGAAACCACCACUUACCUCUGGGGCUUUCCUCAGAUUCUCUCCUGUUUUUCUUUUUCUCAAGUGGCUAGCAGGAUAUAAGGGAAGUCUAUACACUAUGAAAGUCAGUUGAUCUGCACCUUCCUGCUUUCUUCCUUCUUGAGGCAGCUUUUAAGACCACUAAAAAUUUAAGUUAAGAAUAACCUCAAAAUAAUAACAAUGAAUGAGGCAGAAUGACACACAAAAACCCAUCCCCAAUGAAGGGAUCAGGGAAGACUCCCUAACCCACCACUUUGAAGACAUGGGAGGUUUUUGGUUUGGUGUGGAUUUUUUUUUUAUGUGUUGAUCAUUUGUACUGACUUUUCUCUUCCCUUUUUACCCUCUGAAGAAAAAUCAUUUGUUAUCUGAGAUGGCUGUCUGGAAGAGGAUGGGGGAGGAAUGUGGGUUAAGAUUCUGGUGAUAGAGAGAAAAAAAAACAUUUCAAUAAAAUUUAUUUUUUAAAAUCACA